Molecule: messenger RNA, 1332 nt
Organism: Miscanthus lutarioriparius
Lineage: Eukaryota; Viridiplantae; Streptophyta; Magnoliopsida; Poales; Poaceae
Source: the annotation of a GenBank genome assembly
AUGUACGAACCGCCGUCCCGAGGCGGUGGGGGAGCCGGCGCUGCCGGAGAGCAGCCUAGGGUUUACCAAGUUUGGCGAGGAAGCAACGAGUUUUUCUUGCAAGGCCGGUUCAUAUUUGGACCUGAUGUGAGAUCCUUGUUUCUCACCAUAUUCCUCAUCCUUGCACCAGUGGUGGUCUUCUGUAUAUUUGUGGCCAGACAUCUUAUCAAUGACUUUCCUGAUCAUUGGGGAGUUUCAGUUAUGGUCAUAGUGAUUGUCUUCACAAUAUACGAUUUGACACUGCUGCUUCUUACCUCUGGUAGAGAUCCUGGUAUAGUGCCACGUAACACCCAUCCUCCUGAACCUGAAGCUAUUGAUAUGAUCAAUGAUGCUGGAAAUGGCCAGACACCACAACAAUUGCUGUUGCCACGGACAAAGGAUGUUAUCGUAAAUGGGGUCAUUGUGAAGGUCAAGUACUGUGACACCUGCAUGCUGUACAGACCACCUCGAUGCUCACACUGUUCUAUCUGUAAUAACUGCGUGGAGCGCUUUGAUCACCACUGCCCUUGGGUUGGGCAAUGCAUAGGAUUGCGCAAUUAUCGGUUCUUCUAUAUGUUUGUAUUCUCUGCAACAUUACUGUGCCUCUAUGUAUUUGGCUUUUGCUGGGUGUACAUUGUGAAGAUUAGAGACGCAGAACAGUCGUCGAUCUGGAAAGCAAUGUUGAAGACACCAGCAUCAAUUGUUCUGAUCAUAUACUGCUUCAUCUGUGUGUGGUUUGUGGGUGGUCUGUCUGUCUUCCAUUUCUAUCUCAUGAGCACUAACCAGACAACAUAUGAGAACUUCAGAUAUCGCUAUGAUCGGCGGGCCAAUCCGUACAACAGAGGGAUCGUGAACAACUUAAUGGAGAUAUUCUGCACCGCAGUCCCUCCUUCCAAGAACAAUUUCCGAGCUAGGGUCCCAGUAGAGCAAGGUUUACAGCAAUCACGUGCGCCAGCAAGGGGUUUCAUGAGCCCAAACAUGGGUAAACCUGUUGGGGAACUUGAAUUGGGUAGGAAGCCAAUAUCAUGGGAUGAACCUCGGUCAGCAGCUGAUAUCAGAGACUUGGAGGUUGGUCUAGGCGGUCUAUUGGACGAGAAGGAAGACAGAGUAGCCCAUGCAUCCCCGGAUCUGAGCAGAGAAGCCCUUCCAGACCUUGUGGAAGGGAGGGCUGGUGUGCAUUCGAGGCGAUCAAGUUGGGGUCACAGAAGCGGGACCUCGGAGUCCAUGGACAGCGUUGCUGUGCAGAUGGGAACUGGAGAUUCUCACUGGGGCUCCAUUAGCAGUGUCCAUGGCACAACCAGUGGAGCUCACUAG